AUGUCGUCGUCCGGUGCAGCAAACGGGACCGGCGGCAAAUGGCAACUGAACCCGUACGAGCAGCAGCGAACAACUCAAAAGGUCAUCACAGACGCCAUGGAAGAAGUAGCCGUGCAUGCUGACAGCGUUCGUAAUGAGUUCACGUGCGCCAUAUGCCUAGGCUUGCUGCAGGACACUGUCGCCACUACAGAGUGCGGACACCGCUUCUGCGAAAAGUGCAUCGCUGCUGUUCUCCGCAGGUGCAACAAAAGGUGCCCGGUAUGUCGCACCAAGAUCAAGUCGAAGCGAUCUCUGCGACGUGACCAUUGCAUGGACAAUAUGAUUGCUGUGCUCUUCCGUAACCAAGAGGAGUACUGUGCGGCCCACCUGCCUAAUCCGGCUGAGUCACCAGAUUGUCAGCUCGCUCAAGCAACUGAAGAACAGGGCGCCGAAGAGCUACCGAACGUGCAGCAACAAAUUCGCUAG
Molecule: messenger RNA, 465 nt
Organism: Dermacentor silvarum
Lineage: Eukaryota; Metazoa; Arthropoda; Arachnida; Ixodida; Ixodidae
Product: E3 ubiquitin-protein ligase RING2
Exons: 1
Coding region: 1-465 (154 amino acids)
Cellular component (GO): ubiquitin ligase complex; PcG protein complex
Molecular function (GO): chromatin binding; ubiquitin protein ligase activity
Source: RefSeq, a predicted model, not a curated record